Messenger RNA from Symbiodinium natans, 1221 nucleotides. NCBI's taxonomy places the organism in Eukaryota, Dinophyceae, Suessiales, Symbiodiniaceae. The record is from the annotation of a GenBank genome assembly.
AUGUCGCAGCCAAACCGACCACACCGGCGUGCAGCGCGGUUGUCCGCACAUCUGUGCCCGUUGUCUCGGAGAGAUGAGCGCGGAGCCUGUGGAUGCAACACGCCUCGCCAUCAGAGCUUGGUUCCACAGAUCUGCCGCAAUGAUCCGGCAACAGGCUACAGCUGGAGGGAGGUUCAUGAUGACCUCGAGGCGGGCACCUAUGCAGGAUGCUAUGGUUGGGACCAUGCUGCCUACUGGGGCAUCUCUGAGGCUAAAGCUGGUGUCGACUUGAAGGAGUGGUACAAGACACGAACAGAAGCUGAGUUCUACUUGCCAGAGUUCAAGGAGCUCAUUGAUGAUCCGGCGACCCGAAAGGAUUGGGAUCGCAUCUCAACCUUUGACCCCUUGGGCAUGACGGCUCAUCCUCCCACCAUUGCUGCUUGCAAAGCCAAGCUGGACAUUCCAGAGCUCAAGAACUUGCGCAUGGACGGGGAGAUUGUGUUACCGUCGAACGAGAUCGUUACGUCGAAGUGUGCAAUCAGCUAUGCCUGGAAUAUUCCUCUCAUGGCAGACAGGGUGGGCCUCAGCGAGCAGGAGCUGCGAGAGGCACUGCAUAAGUUCUCCCAUGACAGCCGGCUACUGGAUCCCAAGGUGAAAACCUACCUUCCAGCCGUGGGCGGCCUCACCAUUUACACUUUCGGUGACGCACGAAAGCUGAAGGAUGAAAAGACGGAGGUUUGCGUACGUGUUCAUGACGAGUGCAUAGGUUCCGAUGUCUUCGGGAGUGACAUUUGCAGCUGCCGGCCCUACCUGAUUUUUGCAUUGCGUGAGGCUGUCGAGUGUGCUCAACGGGGCGGGGUCGGUGUCGUCAUCUACUUCAGGAAAGAGGGACGAAGCCUUGGUGAGGUGAUCAAGUUCCGGGUGUACAACGCCCGUGUGAAUCAAGACGGUGGUGACCGCCCAGAGAUGUACUUCCACCACACCGAGGCCAUCGCAGGCAUACGAGAUGCUCGAUUCCAGACCAUGAUGCCGGAUGCUUUGAACUGGAUGGGGAUCCGACGCAUUGAUCUUCUGUGUUCCAUGAGCAAUGAGAAGUAUGAGGCAAUCACCGGUGCUGGCAUCCGGGUCAUGAAGAGAGUUGACCUUCCCGACAACUACAUCAAGGACAGUAUGCGGGUCGAGCUUGACGCCAAGAUUGCAAGCGGAUACCACUCUGACAAAGUGGAGGGCGAGUCUAGCUGA